This is a messenger RNA of Anopheles coustani, 1015 nucleotides long. It is a transcript of the gene mdlc, whose product is annotated as E3 ubiquitin-protein ligase RNF113A. The record is from RefSeq and is a predicted model, not a curated record. Gene Ontology annotation, molecular function: metal ion binding. Bases 45 to 989 code for a protein of 314 amino acids. Gene Ontology annotation, cellular component: U2-type spliceosomal complex. Gene Ontology annotation, biological process: snoRNA splicing. NCBI's taxonomy places the organism in Eukaryota, Metazoa, Arthropoda, Insecta, Diptera, Culicidae. The transcript has 3 exons.
GCAUCGUCAAACAAUCUUGAAUUCUUCAUCGUUCGUGGUGCAUCAUGUCUACUUUCAUCAAGCGAAACAUUAAAAAUAAGGGCGCCAGAAAGCGGAAACAGUCCUCCGAUUCUGACGAAAAAGAAGAAGAAUCGUCGGUGGUUGUGACGCACGAUAAACGAAAGAAAGCGAACCCGAACGUUCAGAGCACUACGGCGGUAAGAAAGGCUCAGAGUAAAUCAUUGGACGCCAACUCAUCGAAUUCGGACGAGGAUGAGGCAAGCAUCGUAGUCAGCUACAAGUCGAAGCGGACUGCUCAAUCGGAAGGGCCACGCGAUCAAGGUGCCACGGCAGAGCUGGAAAUCGAAACCGAAACAGAUAAAGAUGCACAGGCAAUCUACCAGAAGAGCAUUGACAUCAACAAGGAGCUGGAAGGCAAGGAAGAUGACAAGGUGUACCGGGGGCUAAACAACUACACGCAGUUCUUCAAGAAGAAAGACAGCGCCCUGGGCAACGCAGCAUCCGGUAUGGUACGCAAGGGACCGAUCCGGGCACCGGCAAACAUUCGGUCCACCGUCCGGUGGGACUAUCAGCCAGACAUUUGCAAAGACUACAAAGAGACGGGUUAUUGCGGUUUCGGUGAUAGUUGCAAGUUUUUGCACGAUCGUAGCGAUUACAAACACGGUUGGCAGCUGGAACAGGAAGGUUCCAGCACGGGAAAAUCGUAUGCGGCAGAUGAUUCGGACGGAGACGACACCAAGUACGAGAUUCAUUCGGACGACGACGAACUGCCGUUCAAGUGCUACAUUUGUCGGGAGAGUUUUGUCGAUCCCAUUAUGACCAAGUGCAAGCAUUAUUUCUGCGAACGGUGUGCAUUAGCUCAAUACAAGAAAUCUUCUCGGUGUGCGAUUUGUGGCGUGCAGACCAAUGGUGUUUUCAAUCCUGCAAAGGAACUCAUUGCUCGAUUUAAGACGCGAGAAAUGGAAGGGAACAAUUCCGAUAGUGACUAGAUUAAAAUAAACAAAUGUACGAACAA